This is a messenger RNA of Branchiostoma belcheri (Belcher's lancelet), 2393 nucleotides long. Its product is annotated as ankyrin repeat domain-containing protein 17-like. Gene Ontology annotation, molecular function: protein binding. The record is from RefSeq and is a predicted model, not a curated record. Bases 117 to 2393 code for a protein of 758 amino acids. Gene Ontology annotation, biological process: signal transduction. The transcript has a single exon. NCBI's taxonomy places the organism in Eukaryota, Metazoa, Chordata, Leptocardii, Amphioxiformes, Branchiostomatidae.
AGUAAAGUCCAUUUACUUAGUGGGGGGCAACUUUAGACAAACAACUUCAACUCACAUGAUUUAACUGUGACCAUUUUAAAGUGGGAACACUGCAGUAACUACCCUAUCACAGCAAAAUGGCAGCAGGAAAGGAUACAGAAGAAGAGAUGGAGGCGGCUUUUCAUAUUAUUCAGUCAAACCUUGGUGGGGACUGGCUACGACUUGCCCUAACUUUGGGGCUGAAGAAGAACGUCAUAGAGGACAUGAUUAACAAGACUACUGGCACGGAUCUCAUGUGGCGAAGUCGCGUCUUGCUGGAAAAGUGGAGACAACAAAAUGGGAAGAAAGCAACAGUGGAGAAAUUGUUGGACGCUAUGAAGAAGGCUGGAAGACAAGACCUCGUGGACAGUGUGAAAGACGAGUUAGGUAUAGUAGAGGACAUCGAGGACACCUCUGCUGCACAGGUCAAGGAAGAAGCGACUAACAAGACUCUAAAUGUAGCUGUCAGGUCCAUGUCAUUAUCAAGUAAUUCAAGUACUUCUCAUUCACAGCCAAGUGAAAAGUCCACAAGAAAGACCACAUCAGGUAGGUCUAUUGUUUCAAGCUCAUCUUCCUCUUCACAUCAUAAGAAGGAAAACAUUGUCAAGAAGAAAACUGGAAAAAAAGAAAGAAAAUCUAAAAAGAAACAUCGCAAGGGGAAACCCAGUUCAGAACAAGAUCUCUCGAGAGACUUACUACAUCUUGCAAUGAAUGCCAUUAAAAGCAUGCAGCUUGCAAAGCAAAAGCUCAAGAAGUGCUGCUACCUUAGGAUUGAGGAACCUGUAAAGGAAGAGCUUGUGGAGGACAUUUCACAACUCUAUGAUACAAAUGAAGACCUGUGCAAAGAAAUCAUCACCCAACUCAUCAGCAAAAACUGUAAAGGUUUAGACGUUGCUGAAAUGUGGUCCUCUUCUAUCUAUGUGCAAAUGUUUCCAGAAACGGAUGAGUGUGCUCGUGCAUUUAAUGGGUACUUAGAAAGUGGCAGGCUGGCCACCGACCUACAGAAAGAGUUUAGGAAGAUUGGGUUCAACUGUCCCUUAGAAGGGGAUGUACUGUCCAUGGAAGAGCUUGAAGAAGAAGUGGCAGAGAUAGUGGAGGAAGCUAUGGAUGUCUUUGUCUUGUCAGAUGAGACGAAGCAAGGAAAACUUGAGGGAGAACUGCGAGAUGCUUGGGGUGAUGCACUGUUAAGGAUAACGUCCUGGACAGGUGAUGAAGACAAGGUGAAGACGCUGCUACAGGCAGGUGUACAGGUGAACACAGAGAACUCCCAGGGAGAAACACCACUCUGGGAUGCAGUGAAGGGUGGACACUCCAACAUUGUAGCACUGCUACUUCAGGAAGGGGCAGACCCAGAUGUGUGUGACAAAUCUGGGUUCCCUCCUCUUCACUAUGCCAGCUCUCUUGGACACACGGAAGUGUGCAGACUUCUCGUACAACACACUGAUGAAGACUACAUGUAUGAAGGUGAACAGAGUCCCCUCUGGAUAGUUAUAGAAAAUGCUGACUCACAGCUACUUACGAUUCUUAUUGACGAAGGUUUUGAUGUACAUAAAUCAGAUAGUUUCAUCCCGCUAUGUCUCUCCGCUAAAAAACUCAUGCAGGUGGAAGAAGGUUCAGACAGGAGGGCUUGGGAUGAGCACGUAGAAGUCUUUGAGACUUUGGUUAAAGCAGGGGCCGAUGUCAAUGCUACUGAUGAACUUGGUCAAACCUCCCUGGCCUCUGCCUGUAUAAAAGACUGCAAGAAGACUGCAAAACUACUUCUGGACAGGGGAGCCGAUCCAAACAUAGCGGGGGACAAGGGGAGGACUCCGGUAUGGCUGGCAGCCGCGCGGGGACAUGCAGAGAUUGUGAGCAUCCUGACACAAGCAGGUGCUGACCUGGACAAGGCAGGUGACAUGGGAUGGACUCCGCUGUGGGUGGCAGCUCAAAAGGGACACGUCGAGAUCGCGAAAAUCUUAACACAAGCGGGUGCUGACGUGAACAAAACAGAUGACGAGGAAAGGACACCUCUCUUGGUAGCGACUCUGAGAGGUAAUGCUGGUAUUGUGAGUACCUUAACACAAGCGGGCGCCGACUUAAACAAGGAAGACAGCACGGGGACAACUCCACUGUGGCUAGCCGCUGGAAGCGGACAUUCGGAAAUCGUGACAAUCUUGACAAAAGCGGGUGCUGACUUGAACAAGGCAGACGGCACGGGGAAAACUCCACUUUGGGUGGCUGCCUUGAAAGGUAAUACAGAGAUUGUGAGCACCCUGACACGCGCAGGCACUGACUUGAACAAGACUGAUAGCACUGGAUCAACGCCACUGCAGGUGGCAGCUGACAGUGGGAAUGUGGAGAUAGUGAGAAUCUUAAAACAAGCAGGCGCAGAAUGA